Molecule: messenger RNA, 3035 nt
Organism: Ictalurus punctatus (channel catfish)
Lineage: Eukaryota; Metazoa; Chordata; Actinopteri; Siluriformes; Ictaluridae
Gene: rilp
Product: Rab interacting lysosomal protein
Exons: 8
Coding region: 353-1594 (413 amino acids)
Biological process (GO): cilium assembly
Cellular component (GO): ciliary basal body; cytoplasm
Molecular function (GO): protein dimerization activity
Source: RefSeq, a predicted model, not a curated record
ACAGCACUACGAGUUGUGUGGGUGUAAAGCUGCUGAUCGCAUGUUACAACGUUUCCACUGGAUCAGAUCAGAUCAGAUCAGAUGAUGUCGGCAGGAAUCGGACAUAACACCACAGUAGGCUGUUACAGUCUAUUAAACUAGGCAGGAACAUAAAGCGUCUGGUUUAUUGCUUGGGAAUUAUAACUUCAUCGACUGUCAGCGUGGCAGCGUAAAACUGAAACUAACAACGAAACACACACACACAAACAACUACAUUCUCGGAAUAGCGCUGAAAUGUCAGGCGUGUGUGUUUGGAGGGGGAAUUUAGUUUCUACUGCUUCUUCUUCUCGGCUCCUGUUCUUUUGACUCUGCCAUGGAAACCAUCCAGACCAACCAAGACGACAAGAAGUUGAACGAGUGUUUUGAGAGGACCGUUUCAGCUCUAACCGUGGACGAUGUGUACAACAUUGCCAAGCUGAUCGGCUCCGACGUGGAGAAGCUCAUCGACAACUAUGGCAGAACGAGUGUUGAGAGUUUGGUGCCGAAAAUAGUGAAAGUGCUGGAGCUCUUGGAGAGUUUCACAGCCAGCUACCACACACAGAAAUCUAAAGAGGAGAGUCUACUCAGGGCGUUUGAAACACUACAGGUUCAACAGCACGAGUGCAACAAGACGGACGUUCGCCAGGAAUGGCAGCAGAAGGAACAGAAAUUGAGGCUGGAGAUGGAGGCAUUGCAGAAGGAGGUGCUGCACCUACAGGAGGAGAACCAAGAACUGCUGGGUCGCCUGCAGAGCUCCCUCUCUAAAGAAGACCGUACACAGCGUCAGGAGAGAGAGGUGAUGCUCAAACUUAAAGAGGUGGUGGAUAAACAGCGUGACGAGCUCCGAGCCAAAGUGCAGGAGAUAUCCAAGAUGUCUAAAGAGGUGGAAGCGCUUCAGGAGCAGUUGGAUCGCUUUAUGAAGAUGAACGGAGAGCUGCGGAGUAAACAGAACAUGAUGCAAGUUCAGCUGAAGAGUGCUGCAGAAAGGAGGGUAGACCUCGAGGUUGACCUGAGUGAGAAAGACAAAGAGAUAGAGCGACUUGUCGCAAAGCUGGAGCAGGCCAAGGCAGACACUGCUCCUAACACGAACAGUCCAGCUGUUGACAUGACAUAUAAGGUGACGGUUGACCCGAAUAAGCCGUGCUUCACCAAGCAGGAAGUGCGAGACAUUUUGUUUGAGAGGAAUGAGCUAAAGGCCAAUCUCUUCCUGGUGCAAGAAGAGCUCGCCUUCUACCAGCGGGAGAUCCUGAAUGAUGAGAGAUAUCCCGGCUUCUUACUGGGAGCAGUGCGUGGCGCUAUAAAGAAACAGAGGACCAUCAUUAAGGCCAAAAUGCUGGGUAUACCAGAGGAUGACUGCAGCAGUGAUGAAGAGAAAGGACCUUUGUUUGAGAAGAGAAAGGAUGAAGACUGCCCUGACAGCAAACCUCCAGAAUCACGGAUCAGAACCCUCUUUGGCUACCUGAGCCGCUCAGGCAGUGAUAGGAGUGGACAUCAGAUCAACAGUUCUGCGUGGGAAAUCAUCAACACAGAGGAGCACCUACCGGAAGUGGAGAAUGGGCCUGGAGGCUCUCCCUGAGAACUUUCAUAUUUUUCUCCAUUCACCGCACCAGGGAAGAGUGUGGACCAAACCAAACUAAAUAAAAACAUAUGUACAGAGAUGUAUAGCUCAGCAAUGAAAUCAAAUUAGUAAGGGUUUUUUAUGCUGUUUUGUGCCAGAAGGCUGUAAUUUUGAACCACAGGACUGGUGGGCUGAUAGGGUUAGACCCCAAAAUCUUAACUGUUCAGGGACAAUGUACAGAUGUGCUGACUGAGAUUCCUGUCAAAGAUGCGAUUUCUGUAGAAAAACAAAACAAAAAGCUCAAACACAGAAGUAACAUGAAAUUAAAAAGACAUCAUGGAGAACUUUUGGUUGUAUGAGAGUAGUUUGGUAACAAAAUGGAGAAAAGAAGAGAGGAUAGAUAAUACCAUAAUCAGUAAUUAUAACUAUCUUUGUCACCGUAAUGGUGUUUAUUAAUUAAAUAUUAAAAAGAAAGCACUGGAAAUGAGCACAAACAUUUUAUUUUGUAUACUAAAAAUCUGUAUUUGUAACAGAUAGUGUACUUUUAGUUUGGUGUUAAUAUGAUAUACACUGUAAAUGUAUAUGAGGAAACAGCAGCAGUAUGUUAUACAAAAGUUUAAUUUUUUAGUAUUUUUUUUGUAAAGAUUGUAUUUUAGUAUGAUCUUUAAAGCCAAAGAUGCCAGCUUAUAUUAGAACAAUCAGCAAAGAUAAUCACGCUGGUGCUCUUUUCUGCCAGCAGGGGGCAUUACAAAGUUUGAUAUUUUUUGGUGUUAAUUUUCGGUUAAUUCAUAGGACAUUUGGUUUGUGCUUUUGAAUUGACUCAACUUGACGAUGAUAUUGUUUUAAUGUUGUUGUUUUUUUCCCCCAAUAAUCUGAAAUAGUAAAUCACUAAUUUGUACAGACGUAUGUAAUGCUUUUCACCAUUUGUGUUCAGACACAACAUCUUUCUUUAAACAAAUUGUAUUCUUUUAGUUUAUGAGACUCUAUUGAAGUGGUCUGUGUAUUUAAAUGCAAUAGAACCCGGAUAAAGUAUAAACGUAUAUAAAGGAUGGCUUUCAUCCUUAAAAUUUUGCAUGAGAAUCAGUUUGCCAGCUUAUGUUUAGAUGUAUUAAUAACUGGUAAGGUGAAGAACCUGCUGGACAUGAGCUAGAUUAAAACUCUAACCCUAAACAUUUGUUGGAAGGUCAAAGAUUUUCAGAAAUGUGAGUUUUUGUGUGAUGUCAUUUUAAGGAAGCCUCCGUUUCCUUUAGAGAAGAUCAGACAGAAUAGUCUGGUGUUCAGAAAGACACCAAGACUACCUCUGUCCUGUUUAUACCCAUUUAAACAUACUGCACUUAUUAUUUGCUCAGAGUGAACGUUGCUAUUUUUGUAUGGAUGUGUACAAUACUUGCCUUUGCAAUAUAAAUCUGAAUAAAUUUUUAGUAAAUAAAGUAAAUAAAGUGUUUGUAGGUUUUCAGAA